Messenger RNA from Lethenteron reissneri (Far Eastern brook lamprey), 1890 nucleotides. RefSeq names its product ribosomal protein L7 like 1 (gene RPL7L1). Gene Ontology annotation, molecular function: RNA binding; structural constituent of ribosome. The record is from RefSeq and is a predicted model, not a curated record. Gene Ontology annotation, cellular component: cytosolic large ribosomal subunit. Gene Ontology annotation, biological process: maturation of LSU-rRNA from tricistronic rRNA transcript (SSU-rRNA, 5.8S rRNA, LSU-rRNA). Lineage: Eukaryota; Metazoa; Chordata; Hyperoartia; Petromyzontiformes; Petromyzontidae.
CGCGGGCUUCCGUCGCCCCGCACCUCGCUCGUGACGUCACGGCCUGCACCCUCCUCCUCCCUCUCGAGCAGCCAUGGCGGAGUCAGAAGAAGUGAAGAGGCUGCCCAAAGUACCUGAGAACCUGCUGAAGAAGCGGAAAGCUUACCAGGCCAUCAAGGAAACGCAGAAGAAGCGCAAUUUACAACAGAGGAAGGGCUCGAAGACCGAGCGCAAGAUCAAGUUUAAGCGCGCGGAGCAGUUUCUGCGCGACAGCCGCAAAAGGGAGCGCGACGAUGUGCGUCUGCAGCGACUGGAGUGCAAGCCUGGGCCCCACCUCACGCCGCCCGCAGAGCCGCGGCUCAUCUUCGCCGUGCGCGUGCGCAGUUGCAACGCAUGCAGCUAUAAGGCAAAGCGCUGCCUGCAAUUGCUGCGUCUGUGCCGCAUCUUCUCGGGCGUUUUCAUCAAACUUGGCAAGACGUCGCUGCACAUGCUGCGCGAGGUGGAGCCCUUCAUCGCGUGGGGGUACCCAAACCUAAAGUCUGUGCGUGAGCUGAUCUUGAAGCGGGGACAGACCAAGGUGAACGGAAAGUUGUGCCCUCUCACCGACAACGCCAUGAUUGAGGACUGCCUGGGCAAGCAUGGCAUGGUGUGCCUGGAGGACGUGAUCCACGAGAUCUUCACGCUUGGCAAGAAUUUCCGAACGGCCGCCUUCUUCCUGCAGCCCAUGAUGCUGUCGGUGGCGCGCCACUCGCGGCUCAGCAAGGGCGGCCAGGAGUCCGAAACCGGCCCCACGGGUGACCGCGGGGAUGACAUCAACCAGCUCAUCCGCCAGCUUAAUUAAGAGGCUUCACCACAAGGAGAGGGGAAGAGGUUUUCGUUGCGAGUUAUCACCUUGCAGCAGUAUUGGUGGACCCUUUAGUAAACGGAAGAUUGUUUACCGGACAAUCUGUGCCUGCUGGUUAUUGUCUCAUUCUGCACCUGAGUUUUGCUGUGUGUCGCUUGAACGGAAACAUUCUUUGUGUAGCUGUAUUCUGAAAAUUAAUUUUCAGCAAAUAGCACCACGUUUUAUGUGCAACAGUCCAAACCCAGCAAUGCACACACCACCACCAUAACCGUUGAAACAUAUCUUGACAAAUCACACGUGUAGCCUCGGUGUUGAGGAAAAUGCUGUUCGCUUGCACGGCGCACAAGGGGAUGAUGGUGUGGCCAGCACAACGCCUGGCCGCCUUGACUCCCCAGCACUGAUACACGUCGGGUAUACAUGUUGAGGAUGAUGUGACCAAAGGGGAGGCCAGUUAACAUUUCAGAUAUCACUCGGCCACCUGUUCGCUGUGGUGGGUAAACGAACUUAGGCCACCAGGUUCAUAGCGCAGCAUGGGAACAUACACCAGUUCUCCCAACACACCGCAUAUGCAAAUUAAAACCGAUUAUUACAUGAUUAAAUGCAUGUACUGCGAGUAAGAUUCAACUUUAUAGACGUAUUGAUGAAUCGUUAAAUGUCUAUUGCCCACCAUCUCAUCUAAGUGAUGACCUAAAGACCUAAUUGCAUCGUGAAGCAAUUAGAUUGAACAAGACAAUGUAAAAGGGUUUUUAAUUGGUGUAAAGGUUCAACCAGUCGAUGUCUGUUUGAAAAGCACGGGCCAAAUAAACAUGACCAUCAGAACUAGCAGGCUUAUUGCAAAUUGUAUUUUUGUAAUUAGUAAUAUGUAUUUCCUAUUUUUAAGUUUUCUUUUUGUAAUAACUGCCAGUAGUAAACUCGUACUGAAAAACAUGGUUAACCCUGUACCUCGGUUGAUGGACAUUGCUUAAAAGCUUUGCUCAUUCUUUCGCCGAGUUGACGGUAUUGUUUUUUUUUGUUGGUCUCAUUGUUCCUGUACAUUAUCACUGGCAACAAAGACAACUUUCAAACUA